Molecule: messenger RNA, 357 nt
Organism: Symbiodinium pilosum
Lineage: Eukaryota; Dinophyceae; Suessiales; Symbiodiniaceae
Source: the annotation of a GenBank genome assembly
AUGCUAGAUGCUCUCAUUGCUGGGAUCAAGACCUACCUGGACAGAAUGUUUGGCGAGGCACUUGCAGCUGCACAUGUAUCAGCGGGCUUCCACUAUCCUGUGAGGCCUCAGUACAGCACCUUGCAUUUGCAGAUCCGAGUCAAUGCGGGCGAUGUCUGCCCAGGCGAAGGACGCGGCGUAGACCUCUUCAGGUUGCAGAAUCGGUUGAAGAGCGACCCGGAGUGUUUCCAAAGAGAUGACGAGACCCUCUUCUAUGAGGCGACGGCAAACUUGAGGAUGGCCUUGUUGAAGGCCUGCGACAAGGCUGGUACCGGCGCCCGUGAAGUUGGCCCCAAGUCGCUCGUUCUCAGCCCGUAA